Prunus persica (peach) is the source of this 1524-nucleotide messenger RNA. Its product is annotated as lysM domain-containing GPI-anchored protein 2. The record is from RefSeq and is a predicted model, not a curated record. The coding region runs from base 274 to 1368 and encodes 364 amino acids. The transcript has 4 exons. NCBI's taxonomy places the organism in Eukaryota, Viridiplantae, Streptophyta, Magnoliopsida, Rosales, Rosaceae.
UCCUAAACAUGACCCCACUGCAUAUAGUAUUGCCGACGACAAACAACAGACGAGAACGCAGUUACGCAACCCCAUAAAAACUCCAAAGUCCCAAGUCUUUCACUGUCCCCACUCAGUCAACAACGUCUCUUCCUGUUCAGUCCACACAAACCAGCUCAGAAAAAACCUAUUGCUUACUUUUCCUUCUCCUCCUCAUCGUCUUCUUCUCCUCCAUUUAAACCCCAGCCCUCCCCAUUAAACCCCUCACCCAACAAAACCCACAAACCAAAACUAAUGGCUUUCUCUUUCUCUCUCUCCACACCCACCAUACCCACACUCCUCUUCACCCUCUCCCUCCUCCUCUCAUUUCUCACCACACCCGCCUCCUCCGCCACCUUCAACUGCUCCGCCACCACCACCUGCCAGUCCCUCAUCGACUACGUCCCCGAAAAUACCACAACCCUCAACGCCAUCAAAACCCUCUUCAACAUCUCCCACCUCCGCACCCUUCUCGGAGCCAACAACCUCCCCCUCUCCACCGCCCCGACCCAAAACGUAACCGCCCUCCAAAAGAUCCUCAUCCCUUUCACGUGCCUCUGCUCCAACGGCACCGGCGUCUCCAACAAGCGCCCGCAGUACAUCGUGAAGCCCGGCGACGACCUCGACCACAUCGCUACGGUCGUGUUCUCGAGGCUCGUGAAGUACCAGGAAAUUGCGGCGGUGAAUAAUAUUCCCGACCCGAGUCUGAUUGGAAUCGGAAAGAAGUUGUGGAUCCCGCUGCCGUGCAGCUGCGACGAGGUGAACGGCGAGAGGGUGGUUCAUUAUGGACACGUGGUGGAAGCUGGGAGCUCGGUGGAGGCAAUCGCGACCAAGUACGGGACGGACCAGGAGACUCUGCUGAGGAUCAAUGGCAUUGCAGAUCCCAAGACCCUUCAGGCCAAUCAAGUCCUCGAUGUUCCUCUCAAAGCUUGUUCAUCUUCGGUAUCGAAUAACUCAUUAGAUGCCCCGUUACUUGUUUCCAACAACACCUACGUCUUCACUGCCAACAAUUGCGUGAAAUGCCAGUGUAGUCCUGCGAACAAUUGGACCUUGCAAUGUGAGCCAUCCACUGUGAAUUCAACUGGAUGCCCUGCGAUGCAAUGCCAAGGUUCGAGUCAGCUAUUUCUUGGCAACACCACGACUUCCGGUUGCGAUCAAACAACCUGUACCUAUGCUGGUUAUACUAACAAGACCAAUAUUCUUACAACCCUGGCAACACAGUCCACUUGUGCAGCUCCUCCUCCUGAUAAUAAUAACAACGCAUCAAGGAUGGGUUUGCAAGGCUCCAGUUGGAGCUUCCUUUUCGCGGCAAUUCACUUGGCGCUUCUUCUUCUUCAUGUUCUUCAGUGAGACGCCAGUAACUUUUCAUGACGACAUCGUCCACUCUUUGCGUGUUCUAAGAGGUUGGGGAAACAGAACUACAAUGUAAUUCUUCUAUACAUCUCUUAAUGGAACGAGAAAAUAUCAAAUUUAUUGACAAAGCACCAUCAUGCUUUUCAGAGGGUA